Cyprinus carpio (common carp) is the source of this 2468-nucleotide messenger RNA. Its product is annotated as plastin-2. The record is from RefSeq and is a predicted model, not a curated record. Gene Ontology annotation, biological process: actin filament network formation; actin filament bundle assembly. Gene Ontology annotation, molecular function: calcium ion binding; actin filament binding. Gene Ontology annotation, cellular component: cytoplasm; actin filament; actin filament bundle. Lineage: Eukaryota; Metazoa; Chordata; Actinopteri; Cypriniformes; Cyprinidae.
UUCGAGUGUUGUGUAGGCCGCAGUAAGUCACUUCCUUCCUCUCACAUUUGAAUAGAGUCACUGCAGUUCCUCUGAACGCAUCCAGACUCCGAAGCAGCCUGAAGCCCAGCGUCCGUCUGCAGGUGAUUUAUCGAGACAGGAGAAGAUGGCAGGCACAUCACACAUCCCAGCGGAGGAGAUGGAGGAACUGAGAGAGGCCUUCAGUAAAGUGGAUGUGGAUGGUAACGGUCACAUCUGCACCAAUGAGCUGACCGAACUCUUCAAGGCGGCGAACCUACCUCUGCCAGGAUAUCGUGUGCGUGAGAUCGUUCAGGAGCUCAGCAGGACCAUGGACCUCAACCAGGACGGCAAGAUCACCUUCGACGAGUUUGCCAAGGUGGUCCAUGACCUGAAGAGCUCAGAAGUGGCCAAGACCUUCCGUAAGGCCAUCAAUAAGAAGGAGGGCAUCUGUUCAGUGGCCGGAACCUCAGAACAGUCUGGAACGCAGCACUCGUACUCCGAGGAGGAGAAGGUGGCGUUCGUGAACUGGGUCAAUAAAGCACUGGAGAAGGAUCCGGACUGCCAGCAUGUUCUUCCCAUGGAUCCCAGCUCCAACGAUCUGUUCACCGCGGUGGGAGACGGCAUCGUGCUCUGUAAAAUGAUCAACCUGUCUGUGGCGGACACUAUCGACGAGAGAACCAUCAACAAGAAGAAGCUGACGCCCUUCACCAUCCAGGAGAAUCUGAACCUGGCUCUGAACUCGGCCUCCGCCAUCGGCUGCCACGUGGUGAACAUCGGAGCAGAGGACCUGAAAGAGGGCAGGCAGCAUUUAGUGCUGGGUCUCCUGUGGCAAGUCAUCAAAAUCGGCCUGUUCGCCGACAUCGAGAUCAGCAGGAAUGAAGCUCUAAUCGCUCUGCUCCGGGACGGAGAGAGUCUGGAGGAUCUGGUCAAGCUGUCUCCUGAAGAGCUGCUGCUGCGCUGGGCCAACUAUCACCUGGAGGAGGCCGGCUGUCCCAAGAUCAACAACUUCAGCUCCGACAUCAAGGACUCCAAGGCCUAUUACAACAUCCUGAACCAGGUGGCACCCAAAGGAGACGAGGAGGGCAUCCCGCCCAUCCCCAUCGACAUGUCUGGGAUCCGGGAGAAAGAGGACCUGACGAGAGCCGAGUGCAUGCUGGAGCAGGCAGACCGCCUCGGAUGCCGUCAGUUCGUCACGGCCACAGACGUGGUGCGAGGAAACCCCAAACUCAACCUGGCCUACGUGGCCAACCUCUUCAACAAGUACCCAGCUCUGAAGAAGCCCGAGAACCAGGACAUCGACUGGAGCUCCAUCGAGGGAGAGACCAGAGAGGAGCGAACCUUCAGGAACUGGAUGAACUCACUGGGUGUCAAUCCACGUGUCAAUCAUCUCUACGUGGAUCUGGCCGAUGCUCUGGUGAUCUUCCAGCUCUAUGAAAAGAUCAAGGUUCCUGUGGACUGGGACAAAGUCAACAAACCACCGUAUACCAAACUGGGCAGCAACAUGAAAAAGCUGGAGAACUGUAACUACGCAGUGGAGCUGGGGAAGAAGGAGGCUAAGUUCUCUCUGGUGGGAAUUGCUGGUCAGGAUCUGAACGAAGGCAAUCGGACACUGACGCUCGCUCUGCUCUGGCAGCUCAUGAGGAGGUACACACUCAACAUCCUGGAGGAUCUGGGUGACGGACAGAAGGUCAACGACGACACCAUCGUGACCUGGGUUAACGACGCUCUCACACAGGCCGGCAAAGGCACCAUCAGUGGCUUUAAAGACGGAUCCAUAAGCAGCAGCAUGCCGGUCCUGGACCUGAUUGACGCCAUCCAGCCCGGCUCCAUCCGCUACGACCUUCUCAAGACAGAAGACCUGACAGACGAGGAGAAACUCAAUAAUGCAAAGUACGCGAUCUCUAUGGCGAGGAAGAUCGGCGCGCGGGUGUACGCGCUGCCGGAGGAUCUGGUGGAGGUCAAGCCCAAGAUGGUGAUGACGGUGUUCGCCUGCCUCAUGGCUCGAGGAAUGAGACGAAUCUAGAAGCGCAGGAGUUUACGCCUGCUUUUAUAUUUCAUUCAUGUUUUAACGUUGUUGCUCAGUUAUUGGGUUCCCACCAUCACGCAGAUAUCAUGAAAACGACAGAAAGUUCUACUGAGAAAAUAAAGAAACAUUUCUUGACACUCAGAUGAAUAAUAAAAUAAAUCAGUUAAUACAAAAUAUAUACAUCAAUAUAAAUGACAUGAAAAUUCACUAAAACCCUGAAUGAUGCGCUUGUCUUCAUUAACCUCAGGCUAACCGGUGUUACAGCAAAGGUCAAAGGUCAUGUCUGUUUGUGUCUUCGAGCACUGUGUGCGUACUUGGAAAACAAGCUCAGCCCGGUUUUGCUUUUGUUGUUCAGAUACUUCAGCCUACAAAUGUUAAUAAACACAUGGUCAGUCUCUGAAUCUGAUGUACAUGUUCAAAUAAAAAACAUUUUUUAACUCGA